AUGGCCUGUCUCGCUCUCGCCAAAGAGCUCCAAAACCGGAAUGUCGUGGCCACCGUACGUAGCACUACUCCACUCGAAGGCAUCGAUACCCUCACCGACGUCGACAUCACCUCUGACGCCUCCAUCGCCAAAGCUGUUCAACAUCCCCUCGUCCAAGAACUAGACAUCAUCAUCAUCAACGCUGCCGUAGGUGGGCUCGAUUCUCUCCUCGCUUCCUCUCCCUCCACUCUAGAAUCCCACCUCGUCACCAACAUCAUCAGCCUACACCACAUCAUCUCUGCUUGCCUCCCCGCCCUCCGCCAAGGCAGAGAGAAGAAGAUUAUCUUCAUGUCCUCUUCUUCAGGGUUUUUCCAAAUCGUAGCGUCCCCUACACGGAGGGUGCGUUCAGGGGUCUAUUCAGUAAGCAAGGCAGCGUUGAACAUGUUGACGGCGCAAUAUGCUGAUGAGAUGAAAGAAGAGGGAUAUGUGAUCAUGCCGGUGCAUCCGGGGUCGGUUGCGACGGAUAUGGGGUCCUCGGCUGGGAAGGGAGGUAUGGAGCCAAGUGUCAGCGCGAGGAGGGUCGUCGACGUUGUCGAAGCGCUGAAGAAGGAAGACAACGCCAAUUCUUUUCCAGUUCGAUAGAACUCCGAUGCCUUGGUGAAUAAUAGAUACGUCCCGCUACUGGGUGUAUUAUGUGCCUAGGAGAGCGUGAAUUGCAUUAAGAGUCUAGGAAUCAAUCCAUUUAUUUGUGGGCCAACGAGCCGUAAGCAGCAAAACCUGACACGUUCGUCUUGACGCCAAAGUAAGACUGAUGUGAGAAAGGUGCACUGCGGGAGGAAGCAAGAUACGCUCGAUGGAAGAGGGAGGAUUCGUCGUCAAAUUUCAGAAUAGAUAUGUUGUUGACACAGGAAAGAUAUCACUAA
Desarmillaria tabescens is the source of this 902-nucleotide messenger RNA. RefSeq lists its product as uncharacterized. Gene Ontology annotation, molecular function: oxidoreductase activity, acting on the CH-OH group of donors, NAD or NADP as acceptor. Bases 1 to 621 code for a protein of 206 amino acids. Lineage: Eukaryota; Fungi; Basidiomycota; Agaricomycetes; Agaricales; Physalacriaceae. The transcript has a single exon. The record is from RefSeq and is a predicted model, not a curated record.